This is a messenger RNA of Rosa rugosa (rugosa rose), 537 nucleotides long. RefSeq lists its product as uncharacterized. The transcript has a single exon. NCBI's taxonomy places the organism in Eukaryota, Viridiplantae, Streptophyta, Magnoliopsida, Rosales, Rosaceae. The record is from RefSeq and is a predicted model, not a curated record. Bases 1 to 537 code for a protein of 178 amino acids.
AUGGGAGACUUCAACAUCAUUACGAGUCUUGAUGAAAAGCUUGGUGGGAGCCAAGUAGUCACAAAUUAUAUGCUCAAUUUCUAUGAUUUUUUAAACAAUGAAAAUCUUUUCUCCUUGAGAGCUUUUGGAAUCCCUUAUACUUGGACAAAUAAACAUGAAGAUGAUUCUAUUAUUUUUGAGACAUUGGAUAGGGUCUGUGUUAACACAAGCCUUCUCAAUGACUGUCCAGAUAUUAAGUUGGAAAAUCUUCCAAUUAUUGGCUCUGAUCAUGGACUUAUUUGUCUAACACUCAAUAACAUGAAGAAAAAGAAAAAUAGAUGUUUUAAAUUUGAAGCAAUUUGGCUCUCACAUAAGGAGUUUAUACCUUUGGUUGAAAAUAUUUGGAACCAAAAACACAAUACUAAUCCUUUAUUGAAUUUUGUCACCAUUGCAAAUCAAUUCUCCAGCCAGGCACAAAGCUGGAACAAAAAUGUCUACGGAAACCUCUUCAGGAAGCUGGAGGAGCUAAAUGAAAGAAGUAAGCUUAUUCAACAAUAG